UGAAGGCGUUCGUCAUCUUUAAACGACGCGAAUCCCACGAUAAUACCGUCAGAGUAUUAUUUAAAAUCCUACACAAUAAAAUUAGAAGAGAAGGCAUAUGUAUAAUAACAGGCUGAAGUAAAGACUGUGUGUUGAGAGGGAGGGAGACGGAGGAAAGUCCUGCCCUUUCUGAAAGAUUUCCUGUUUCACUGGGCGAGCAGAAGCAAGCGACUCAAGCCCUCGGAUUCCCUCAGUCUGUUGACUUCAGCAGCAUGAGACGCUCUGCUUUCCUCAGGAUCAGACGCUAAAAUCACUAGGCUUUCUGGUCAAACAACGCCAGCUUGGUCGCGUUCACAUUAAUGCGAGGGAUACGGACAGGACUGCGUUUCUAAUGGCGCAAUAUUGGCUUUCUCUGCUCUGUUGGGGGACUUUUUUGAUUUCUUCGGCUGUCAUGGAUCGGAGCGGAGUCGAUGGGAUGCAUCCUUUAUAUAAUCCAAUACGGAUUCCUCAGCUGUGUAAGUUCUGUGACGUGGAGGCAUCCGACUGUAAAGGCACCGGCACCUGUGAAAGCAACUGCAGCAUCACAUCCAUCUGUGCCCAUGCCGAAGAAAUCUGUGUGGCUAUCUGGAGGAAGAGUGAUGACAACAACACGAUUGAGACAUUGUGCCACAACCCAUCUGAGCCCCUCUACGGCAUCAUGGUGGAGAACUACAACAACACCAAGUGUGAAAUAAAAAAGAGGAUGUCAAACAGAGGCCCCUUCCACAUCUGCUCCUGCAACGCCGAGGAGUGCAACGACAUACUGAUGUUCACGCUCCGUUACCAGGCUGUGCUGUCUCAGGCAGACUUUCUACUGGCUUUGGUUGUGUGGACGGCUGAGGAUCUCAGACAUGUGGUUUCCUGUCUGUGUAACUUGAAGCAGAGACAUCACAACCACAUGGUGGGUACAGCCAGGUACAUGGCUCCAGAAGUGCUGGAAUCAAGGAUCAACCUUGAGAACAUCGAGUCAUUCAAGCAAACCGAUGUCUACUCCAUGGCCCUGGUGCUGUGGGAGAUCACGUCCAGGUGUAACGCCAUCGGAGAGGUUAAAGACUACGAACCUCCAUUUGGCUCUAAAGUCCGAGAGCACCCCUGUGUGGAGAGCAUGAAAGACAAUGUGCUGAGAGACCGGGGCAGACCAGAGAUUCCCAGCAGCUGGAUGAAACACCAGGGUGUGGCUGCAGUCUGUACCACCAUCAACGAGUGCUGGGAUCACGACCCUGAAGCCCGGCUCACGGCACAGUGUGUGGCCGAACGCUUCAACGAGAUGGAUGACGACCUAGACAAGUUGUCAACCUGCAGCAGCUCUGAGGAGAAGAUUCCAGAAGAUUGCUCCGUGAGCGUGAGCGAUGACAAAUGAGAGCGAGAGAGAGAGAAAGGUCACUCUUUCUCUCUCUCUCUCUGCAGAAACUGAAUGUUUGGAUCCCUCCAGUGGGGUGGAGUGGAAGAACAUGGCCUUUUCAUAAAGCUUUAUGUUUCAUAACCAAAGAUUUCAUGCACUUUAUCAGAUUAUGCAUAGCUCACACUGAGGAAGGUCAUGCUACCAAGCAAGAGGAGCUGGACAGAUGCUGGUUUUCUCCUCUGACAGCUGACCGAGAGCCAAAAGUAAUCAGGAAAAUGUUUCGCCUCAACACUAAAGGUUCCUAGGAGAUUGUAAGACUUUCUACAGAUCACUUCAGGAUUUUCUGGAUUUAUGGAAGUAUGUGUUAAUUGAGAGAUGUGUGUGUUUGUGUGCAUGAGUGUGUAAGAAUACUAGCGUGUGUGUUUGGAGUUGCUUUUGCCGAGAAAUGUUUUGUGCUUGUUAGCCAAAGAAAAAAGUAUAUUGUAAAUACUGCUUUUGACAUAAAAAUCAACCCACACUAUUGAGAGAGCCAAAAAGGGAAGAGUAUAUGCUGCACAUACCAAAAAUGUGUUAAACGAACAGUAUUUUGAAGUUCACAAAGUGCCUCAUAUGUUCACAUAUCCUGGAUAUUGAGUUGUGUCUCUCUUUUACUACUUUUUUAUGUAAUAUAUUGUAAAUCUUUGAUUAUUAAAAUACAAUUCAUGUACAGUAUCGACACUAAAA
Molecule: messenger RNA, 2083 nt
Organism: Sinocyclocheilus anshuiensis
Lineage: Eukaryota; Metazoa; Chordata; Actinopteri; Cypriniformes; Cyprinidae
Product: TGF-beta receptor type-2-like
Exons: 7
Coding region: 371-1378 (335 amino acids)
Biological process (GO): heart development; cell surface receptor protein serine/threonine kinase signaling pathway; cellular response to growth factor stimulus
Cellular component (GO): plasma membrane; signaling receptor complex
Molecular function (GO): transforming growth factor beta receptor activity, type II; metal ion binding; ATP binding
Source: RefSeq, a predicted model, not a curated record